Messenger RNA from Sphaeroforma arctica JP610, 1181 nucleotides. RefSeq lists its product as hypothetical. Lineage: Eukaryota; Ichthyosporea; Ichthyophonida. The transcript has a single exon. The record is from RefSeq and is a predicted model, not a curated record. The coding region runs from base 551 to 1090 and encodes 179 amino acids.
CAUUCAUGUAUUUACAUACACCGUACUUUUUUUACUGCUCUCUACUACUAGAGACUCACAUAGAGGGAAAUACAUCACCUUCGUGGUAGAGUUAUUGUACAGUGACUCAACUCCGAUUGUGGGCCAUUCCUAGAGUGAAUGUCUGAAGGACGCAUGUGACGAAGGCGAUACGUAAUGAAGGUGUUACUAGAAUCUUAUAUGCAUGUGCACUGGCACAAUUAUUUAGAUUCUGUUGUAGCUGGCAGCAUAGCUGAUAGACCGAAAUAGUUGGAAUAGGUAUGCAAUCAACCUAUGUCAAAAUUCCACCCAAUAAUUUUACAGCAUAUGAAAAUGACACUGCCGUACACGUAAUGUGUUCGAGCUUUUUUUUAAACACUUUGGGCUACACAACAGUAACAUAUGCUAACAAACUGAUGUGAGGUUCAGGGAUGCACAAGAACCUAUAGUUGUUUUGUUUCAAAGCUGUUGAAACGAAGUAUCUCGAUCAAAAAUUCGGAGUGCGAGUUUACAAUUGUGUGCGGCAAAUUGAAUAUAUCCUGGCACAGUAUAAAUGCAGUCGGCUGAGCAUCUCACAUCUCACAACAUCUCAUUUGGAUUUCGAAAACGAAUAGUUACAUUUGACAACAUGAAGUUUUACAGCACUGCACUCCUUUUGGCCGCCGCAUCGGUCAUGGUCAUGGCUGCUUCGCCAAAACCCAUGGAACACAUGUGUUCGAUGUCCAACAAUAACGGCAAGUGCGAGGGCUUGAAUAAGAUGAUCAACACCAGCCAGGGCUGCAAUAUGAGCGGCGAUGACAAGUGUUCCACCUCCCACUGUUGCAUGGAUCACCCCGAUGACCAUGACAAGGACAACCAUGACAAGGACGACCAAGACAAGGAAGAGCACAAGGAUGAGCAUGACAAGGAUGAACACAAGGAUGAGAAGGACCACAAGGAUGAGUAUGACAAGGAUAGUGGUGACCACGAGACGACGUGUUCUGACUAUUCCAAUCAGGGCAAGUGUAAAAGCCUAGACAAGUCGAUUAAGAAGGGCAAAGGCUGCAACCGAUACGGCGACGAUAAGUGUGCAACCUCGCACUGCUGCAAGUAAGGAACACUGGUACUAUAGGCGUUCUAGAUUUUUGGUGUAUGUGAAAAUACAAGCUUCAAAGAACAAUAAAAAAUGGAUAAUGGAACUACCG